Messenger RNA from Gossypium arboreum, 926 nucleotides. RefSeq names its product probable glutathione S-transferase. Gene Ontology annotation, molecular function: glutathione transferase activity. NCBI's taxonomy places the organism in Eukaryota, Viridiplantae, Streptophyta, Magnoliopsida, Malvales, Malvaceae. The transcript is spliced from 2 exons. The coding region runs from base 1 to 663 and encodes 220 amino acids. The record is from RefSeq and is a predicted model, not a curated record. Gene Ontology annotation, cellular component: cytoplasm. Gene Ontology annotation, biological process: glutathione metabolic process.
AUGGGUGAUGAAGAUGUAGUAUUGUUGGAUUUCUGGCCAAGUCCUUUUGGGAUGAGAGUGAGGAUUGCUCUGGCGGAGAAAGAGAUAAAAUACGAGUACAAGGAAGAAGAUUUGAGGAACAAGAGUGAUUUGCUUCUGAAGAUGAACCCUGUUCAUAAGAAAAUCCCUGUUCUAAUCUAUAAUGGAAAACCUGUUUGUGAGUCCCUCAUUCAGGUUCAAUACAUUGAUGAGAUUUGGCCGCAUAAAUCUCCCCUACUCCCUACUGAUCCUUACCAAAGAGCCAUCGCUAGGUUUUGGGGUGAUUUUGUUGACAACAAGAUAUAUGAUCUAGGAAGGAAAUUAUGGACCACAAAGGGAGAAGAACAAGAAGCAGCAAAGAAAGAGUUCAUUGAGUGCCUGAAAUUGUUGGAAGGAGAGCUUGGAAAUAAGGCUUAUUUUGGUGGGGAGAAUCUUGGUUACGUUGAUGUUGUGUUGGUUCCAUUUUACAGUUGGUUUUAUGCCUAUGAAAAGUGUGGGAAUUUUAGCAUUGAAACAGAGUGCCCCAAGUUGAUUGCAUGGGCUAAAAGGUGCAUGGAGAAAGACACUGUUUCCAAGUCCCUGCCUGAUCAAGACAAAAUCUAUGACUUUGUUUUGCAUUUGAAGAAAGUGUUCGGAAUUGAGUAAAAUAUUGUGCUUACAAUACAUUUCAAGACUCGCCUAAUAUCUAUGUUUCUUAAAUAAAUGGGCACUUCGUUGUGCCUUGAAUGUUGAUUUGAAUUUUGUUUUGUUUUAAGGAGUGGAAUUAAUUAUAAUUUUUAUGUUUUUUUUUUGUGUUGUUUUUUUCCUCUAAUGUCAUUGUCAAACUUGGUUGUCCAAUUUUGGAUUACCAAAAAGUUGUGGCUAAUACUGCACUCAAUGGAGAUUUUUUUUUCCUUUUUUUUAAGAAA